Xenopus tropicalis (tropical clawed frog) is the source of this 1728-nucleotide messenger RNA. It is a transcript of the gene vps37a, whose product is annotated as vacuolar protein sorting 37 homolog A. Gene Ontology annotation, cellular component: ESCRT I complex; late endosome membrane. NCBI's taxonomy places the organism in Eukaryota, Metazoa, Chordata, Amphibia, Anura, Pipidae. The record is from RefSeq and is a predicted model, not a curated record. Bases 331 to 1479 code for a protein of 382 amino acids. The transcript has 13 exons. Gene Ontology annotation, biological process: protein transport.
GCGACCCAUGGAGAGUGAAAGUAAGUGGCAACUGGGAUUGUGCUUGAUGGGAUAAACACACAACUGUCUAUCUAGUAUGUGUGUGCAGCAUACAUUUGUACAGGUACAUUGCCCCCAGCCUGCUAAUGCAGCUCAUGGAAGGGAUGUCUGAGAAUCCAUAUCUUCUGUGAAUGUGAGGAAAGAAAAGAUUCUCUUGUGUAACUACCAGAAACUCAGCUAAGCUGUUUUGCAACACCCCCUCCCCUUCUAAGUCUGAAAACACUAUCAUCAUCAUCAUCAUCAUCAUCAUCCUAUUUAGCGCUGGGCUACUCAGCUAAAAUUACAAGCAGGAUGAGUUGGCUCUUCCCCUCGUCUAAGAGCCCCAGACCACUUCAGCAACUUACAAGCUUGCAGCAGCAGAAACAGAGGCAGAUUGAGUCCCUUAAAGCUUGCCACAACAGUAUUGCAGAAAUUCAGAAAGAUGUGGAAUACAGGCUGCCUUUUACAGUUAAAAACCUUACCAUCAACAUAAACAUUUUGCUUCCUCCGCAGUUUCCUCAAGAAAAACCUCACAUCAGUGUUUUCCCACCUAUUCACCAUCACCUAGUGGAUAAGCAAGGCAUGAAUGUCAUCUGUCCCCUUGUUAAUAAUUUUACAAUGCACUCUGAUCUUGGUAAAAUAGUUCAGACUUUACUGGAAGAGUUUUGGAAAAAUCCCCCCACACUGGCCCCCAGUUCUGGCUCCUUUCCUUAUUUGUUCAGCAAUCCUACUGGACCACCUCUGUACCCUCAUCCGGGGUUUCCAUAUCUUCCACCAUACCCAGCGCAAGAAUCCAGUAGAUCCGUUCCAGUUUCAGAAACUGUUCCUCCAGCCUACAACUCUGCCAAAGCUGCUGCUCCUACCUAUGGGUUAAUCACAGAUCUUCCCCUACCAGUCCCUACUUCUGAAGUGGGUAUCAAUGGCUUCACCUACAAGAUGCCUGAUCUCCCUGAAACUUUUCCUGAACUCUUAGAACUCAGUGUAUCUCAGCUCUCUGAAAUGUCAGAUCAAGAGGAUGUUCUGUUGGAGCAGUUUGUGAAUCUUCCGCAGUUGAAGCAGGUCAUUUCUGAUAAAGAGGAGUUGGUGCGGAACAUUGAGGAGAUGGCGAAAAGGAAUCUUCAGAUGGAGCCAGUUCUGGAAGUAAAACGACAAGCAAUACUUGACAAAUAUGAGCAGCUGAUGCAGCUGAAGUUGUCGUUUGAGAAGAAGUUGCAAAGACAACAUGAGUUAAGUGAGAGCUGCAGUCUGAGUGCUUUGCAGGCAAGGUUAAAGGUUGCAGCACAUGAAGCCGAGGAGGAGUCUGACAAGAUUGCAGAUGAAUUCCUUGAGGGAAAAAUAGAAAUUGAUGAAUUCCUUGUUAACUUCAUGGACAAAAGAACGUGUUGCCACAGUAGAAGAGCCAAAGAAGAAAAGCUUCAGCAAGCAAUAUCACUGCACAGCCAAUACCAUGCACCGUUAUAGAUAGUUCUGCAGAUGAUGGACAAAGUGAAAAAACUGGGGCAACAGAAGCACAUUUUGUAUUUAUAAAUGGAAAAAAAGUGGGAAGACUGUAAUGUUUGAUCGUUAUAUUCAUGUUCAUUCAACUGGUCACCCAAAAAAACUGCUUACACGUUAAUAUUAAUAAGUGUUAAUUAUGAAUAUAAUUUAUUUCCUGUUAUACUGAAAUGGUUUCUUGCAUUGACAAAUAUUAAAUAAUCCAUUUAACACAAA